AGUAAUGUUAUUCACAGUUUUGAUAAAUGAAAUAAACAUGACUUUGGUGAGAUAUUAAUGGGAGAAAAAAAUGUGCUAUUAUAAAUUAAUAGAUCAAUAGUCUUUAUGCUAAUAGCAGUUUUUUAUCUUGUGGGUUAUCAUUUCAAAGUCUCAUUUUUUUCAUGUAGUUCCACAUAAUGGGGGGGCUGGGUGUGCUUAGUGAAAACUUUCAGUGGGUCUUUUGUCUUUAAAACAAUAAAUUUAUGAAAGAGAGUCUUGUCCAGGCUUCAUUAGCCUGGGCCUCCUGCUGCUGGGGGUGAAGGGAAAUAACAUUUAAAACAAUUACUUGAGCAGAAACCAGCUGCCAAUCACUCUUACAGGGGAAGGAUUCCAAUUAAUAACCUUCUCCUAAUCCCCACGUUUCACCUCCUACGCCCCCUCAGCUUUGUCCACCUCUCCCUCCCCGUCUCUCUCCUCUUCCACUCUCCUCUCUGAGCUGGAGUGCAUGGCGUCUGAACUCAGUUGUUGAAUGCUUUUUUUUUGCAUCGGGCGGCUUUCUUCAGUUGCACUUUAUUGGGAGUGUUACUGUCAGUACUGUUUUGCUACAUAGAGAAAUUAUUCAGAGAGAUGCAGUGUGAGCAGAGCCGGCUGAGUGACUGCGAGAGGUGCACGUUCCAGAUCUGGGAAGAGUGAAGUUGGAGGGUGAGCUGCUGAGAGGAAACAGGUGGAGUUCUGGCAUCAGCAACUUUAACAGUUCAACAUAAUUACUUACAAAAGUGCCCACACGCUCGAAUGCAUUUAUCACUGGAUACCAUGAGCAUGGUGGACGACAGCUGCCUCUCGCCCAGCAACUUCCACGAGCUGGGGAAAGGUGGGGGCGUCGCUGUGGGGGGCCGCGUCCACAGCAUCGAUGUCAUUCUGGGUUUCAGUAAAGACCAGGACCCCCUGCUCAGCCCUGCUGGGGCCCUGCGACCACAUAAAGUGGACAUAGACGGCCUGGUAGAGGCUGGGAGGCAGCAGGACCCCUCAUCACACCCGACCUACAGCGGGCACCUUUCCUCUCUGAGAAACGGCAGCACAGAGCAGCAGCAGUACCACGAUACCGGCUUAUUCACAAACAAGUGUGACGAGGAGCUGAGUGAACUGGGGAAGAGUGUAGAGAGCGAUGAAGGCAAGUCUCCAGAGCCAUGCAAGGACGAACAGCCCAAGAAGAAGCACAGGCGCAACCGUACCACCUUCACCACCUACCAGCUGCACGAGCUGGAGCGUGCCUUCGAGAAGUCCCACUACCCAGACGUGUACAGCCGCGAGGAGCUCGCCAUGAAGGUGAACCUCCCGGAGGUCCGAGUUCAGGUCUGGUUCCAGAACCGCAGAGCUAAAUGGCGUCGGCAGGAAAAAAUGGACGCCAGCACCAUGAAGCUCCAUGACUCGCCCAUGCUUUCCUUCAACCGCCAGGCACCGGUUCACACCAGCAUGGGUCCGAUGUCCAACUCCCUCCCCUUGGACCCCUGGCUGUCCUCUCCCCUGUCCAGCGCCACGCCUGUCCACAGCAUCCCAGGCUUCAUGGGUCCAGCUCAAGGCCUCCAGCCCAGCUACCCCAGCCACAGCUUCCUCAACUCCACUCCUCAUCCUCCUCAUCCUCAUCCUCACUCUCAUCCUCACUCUCUUCCUCACUCUCAUCCUCAUCCGUCCAUGGGCCAGGGGAUGCAGAGUAUGGCUCCUCCUCCCUACCAGUGCACGGCGCCGUACCCUGAUAAAUACCCUCUGGAGGACGUGGACCAGCGCAGCUCGAGCAUCGCUGCUCUGAGGAUGAAAGCCAAGGAACACCUCCAGUCUAUGGACAAGACCUGGCAUCCCAUGUGACCAACAAACCUGGCAUCUCAUGUGACCAACAAACCUGGCAUCCCAUGUGAAUGACACUGAGAAAGGGAGAUGAUGAAGUUGUUUCUUUGCGGGAUUCGGGGUAACAGACAUUGAGAAAAAUGUCAGAAAUAUGGCAGAGACUUGUCUGAUACCCACAGAGCAAUGGAAAUGGAUUGUGAACUGUGAAAACUGAGGAUUUUAGGACUUUCUUUGGACUUAUUUUUAUUUUUUUUCUCAUCUCAAGGACAUGAAGCAGACCAGUGAACUCUACAGUCUUGUUAAAUUGUUAAUUUUAAACCACCAAUUACCAGACAUCUGUUCUCCCUCCGAUCUAAAAGAGUUUAGCGUUGCCUUGGGUGAUGUAAAAGCAAAUGGUGACCAUUGCACCACGGUACCAAGGAAAUUUCUUUCCUUAUCAAUCACUUGUUAUAACAAACCAGAGUAUCUUUACAGGCACGCCUCCCUUUGGAUGAAUGCAUAGUUCCAUCCAUAUUCAUGAAUAGCUUGUCAAGUGAUGGCAGGUUUUCAGAGGUCACAAAAUACUUUGAACUAGGGCUGUCAACGUCAACGCGAUAAUACCGCCUUAACGCAAAAUCGUUUUAACGCUAUUAAUUUCUGUAACGCAUUAAUGCGAUUGAUCUUUCGGAGGUUGUAGCGAGUUCAAUUUUAAAGCUAGAGUCAAGAUACUGGCAUUAUAUGAAACCAGAAAACCUAAGGAAUCCAUCAGUACCAACCAAGUCAUACUAGCUCGUCACGAAAGAGGCUAAGUAAUGCUACCAACUUACGCUACAUCGUAUCUUCAAAGGGGACGUCUGACCUCAAGAUAUGUGAAUGAAAAUGGGUUCUAUGGGUACCGACAAGUCUCCCUUUGACAAACAUCCCCACUUUAUGAUAAUCACAUGCAGUUUGGGGCAAGUCAUA
This is a messenger RNA of Sebastes umbrosus (honeycomb rockfish), 2763 nucleotides long. It is a transcript of the gene rx1, whose product is annotated as retinal homeobox gene 1. The record is from RefSeq and is a predicted model, not a curated record. The coding region runs from base 772 to 1842 and encodes 356 amino acids. NCBI's taxonomy places the organism in Eukaryota, Metazoa, Chordata, Actinopteri, Perciformes, Sebastidae. Gene Ontology annotation, molecular function: RNA polymerase II cis-regulatory region sequence-specific DNA binding; DNA-binding transcription factor activity, RNA polymerase II-specific. The transcript is spliced from 4 exons. Gene Ontology annotation, biological process: positive regulation of transcription by RNA polymerase II.